Messenger RNA from Misgurnus anguillicaudatus (oriental weatherfish), 1742 nucleotides. Its product is annotated as GTPase IMAP family member 7-like. Gene Ontology annotation, molecular function: GTP binding. The record is from RefSeq and is a predicted model, not a curated record. NCBI's taxonomy places the organism in Eukaryota, Metazoa, Chordata, Actinopteri, Cypriniformes, Cobitidae.
GAUACACAACCUAAAGGUCUGUGGCUGAAAAAGAUGAACCAAUAUGGAUAAUGGGUAAGAUAAUACAUGACAAAAUAAACAAAAGUUAUAGUAAAUGUUUUUUUUUUCCAGAAGAGCCUAUUCGAAUUGUCCUUGUUGGGAAAACAGGGUGUGGGAAGAGUGCUACAGGGAAUACCAUUCUUGGAAAGGAGUUUUUUCAUAAAGAUGUAAGCUCUAAGUCUGUGACUAGAGAGUGUAUGAAGGCUAUAGAACAUAUUGACGAUAAAGAAAUCACAGUGGUGGACACUCCUGGAUGGUGUGAUACAGACUUAUCUGAAAAAGAGUUGACAGAAGAAACAGUGAAAUGCAUCGAUCUGUCCUAUCCUGGACCUCAUGCCUUUCUGCUGGUGCUGGCAAUUGGUCGUUUCACAAAAGAAGAGAAAGUAACAGUCCAGAAAUUACAGGAGAUCUUUGGUGAAGAUGCCAACAAGUACACAAUGAUUCUGUUCACGAGAGGAGACGAUCUGGAGGACAAAAGUAUUGAUGAGUAUGUAAGUGAAGCCACAGCAGAUCUCAAAGCUUUAGUUGACCAGUGUGAAGGCAGAUAUCAUGUUUUUAACAAUAGAGAUAAAAGUCAUCAACAAGUGUCAAGACUUCUUCAGAAGAUCGAAGAUAUGGUUAGAGACAACAAUGGUCAGUACUUUUCUAAUACAACAUACCAACUGUUGAAGAAACACAAAGAAAGAGAAGAAGAAUUUCAAAAGCAAAUUCAAGCUGCUGAGAAAGAGAAGCAAGCCAUAGAGAAUGAGUACAAAAACUUGAUGGAGGAGCAAGAGCGCAUAAAGAAGAGACUGUCAGAACUACUGGAAGAAUUAAAAUUGACACAAGCCUUAAACCACUUUGCCAUGUUGUCCGCAGUGGAUCAAGAUGAAAGGUUGAAAGGAAAAAUAGAUGAAAUGUCAAGGCAGUUGCAGAUGGAAAGGGCUGAAAAGGAAGCAUGGUUAAGACAUUAUCUCCAAGAAAGAGGAAGAUGCAAUAUUUCAUAAAAAAAACCUUUGUCAGAAAUUCAUGAUUGGCUUCAACAUAUAAUAAUGAUUUUGAACUUUAAUUCCAGCCAAUCAAGGUAAAUGCUUUAAAAUUAUGCUUUAAGGUGUCUUGAGAAAGACAAAUUUUGUUGUAAAAUGUUUGCUUUUUGCUGUGUUUAUAUUUUAAAAAGCAGUCUCAUAAGAGAAGCCAUCUUCUCUGUGCACAACCAAAACGUCACUUUAUGACUUUCUCUUUUUUUUUGGCAAAUAACUGUACAGUCAAAAUCAUUUAUUUCAAUCAAGACACAAACAAUCCAUAUGUGUCAAGCUCUUCAAAGUCCUAAAGUUCAAAAGCUUUGGGAGAGAGAGAUGUUUAAAUUAUUACUUGUGAAAAGUUUUCUAACUAUUUGCUGAUACAAUCACAAGGCAAGCCAACAUAAUACCUAACAUAUUACUGCUGAAACAAUGCAUGUUUAAUGUUUUAUUGAGUAUUAAUGUAUUUUUUCAUCUGUAUAUAAGUAUAAAGGGCUGCUCCCAUUAGUUAUUUUGUUUUACUGUAAGGACAGAAAAAAGGUUAUUAAAAUGAUUGUGAAUGACAUUUGAAUAUGGUACAAAAGUGAUAUUUUGGUGGUGCAGAAUAAACAUCCCUAUUUAAUUUUAAUUAUAUGUAUGGUGCCUUAUUGCAAUGAACAUUGUUUUGGAGUGGCUUUGCAAAAAUAAAAAAGUCACAUAAAACAU